Messenger RNA from Adineta ricciae, 963 nucleotides. NCBI's taxonomy places the organism in Eukaryota, Metazoa, Rotifera, Eurotatoria, Adinetida, Adinetidae. The record is from the annotation of a GenBank genome assembly.
AUGAAUCUUAAUAAUUCAGAAAUAUUCAAUGAAAACAAAUACGUUCUUCAUCGAAUAAAAUUUUUCAUAUUAAUUCUAUUAGAAAUUCCAGCAGUUCUUAUUAGUCUCUUAAUAUUCAUAUUUUUUCGUACACAUCGUUCUCGAUUAAAAAUUCGUCAAAAUGGAUCGAUUUGUCUUUUACUUAUUGUUAAUUUUAUAAAAUUAUCAACCGAUAUACCAAUGACUAUUCAUUUCUUCUAUUUUCAUUAUGUUAUUCCAGCAAUAUCAACUUAUUGUACAUGGUGGACAUUUUUAGCCUAUAGUCUUAGUUCAAUCUGUGAAUUUCUUACGGCUAUCAUCUCUAUACAACGACAUAUACUUAUAUUUCAACCACAUUUAUUACAAAUGCGUUUAAAACGUUAUAUUUUGUAUUAUUCACCUCUUCUACUGUGUAUUAUAUAUCCAAUCAUAUUCUAUAUGUUUGCUAUUUUUUUUUAUCCUUGUGAUGGUACUCAAUGGAUUUUUACAGAAAAUGGCUGUGGUUUCGCAAAUUGUUACUUUAUCUAUGAUAAGGUCUUAAGUACAUUUGAUUGGUUAGUAAAUAAUGGCUUGCCGAUUGUUAUUAUUCUUGUAGCUAAUAUAGCACUUGUAGUGCGAGUUAUUAAAGAAAAAUCUCAACGACAACAAAUCGUUACUUGGCGAAAACAUCGACGAUUGACUUUGCAAUUAAUGAGUGUUUCAAGUCUUUUUUUAAUAGCAUGGCUGCCUAGUCUUAUUAUUGCAUUAAUUCAACAAUUGAUUUCAUCCGAAUUCGCACUUCAGAUUCAAUUAGAUUAUAUAACAGAACUUAUUUAUCUGCUAUAUCUUUUAUUACCUUGGAUCUGUCUUGGUUUAUUACCAGAAUGUGUUCAAUGGAUUUCGAAGAAAUUGUCUGCUAGAGGAAUAGUCAUAAAUAUUGUUAGACCAAUUGCAAUUCAUAAUUGA